AUGAGUCUUUGGGACCAAAUCCGCUGCCUAAUCACUAAUCAAGAUCUUGCUAGCUAUCAACCGCCAUCUGUAAACACUGCAUUACUAAUUCCCAGUCCUUCCGCUGCAGUACCCACUAAUAGCUCAUUACUUCCUGAUUUCAUACUACGUCAUUGGCAUAAUAGAACUCCGCGCCAAAGAAAAUCACUAGUUGUCCAACUUUGUAUUCUUGUGUCAUUAUCCUACUAUAUUCUUUCCCCUUCAUUACCAUUUUUAAAUAGAGAAGAUAAAAUGUUUUCCAAAAGACCUGACAAGUACACCACUGGGUUGAUCAAUAUGAGAAACGAUUGUUUUGCCAACUCGUCCUUACAAGCAUAUUCGUCGCUGCCGGCGCUAACUCUGUACUUGAACCAGUUCAUCAAGAGUUUCCGCAAAUUAACCUUGUUUAUUCAUGAACACAAUAUCGACAUCGAGAGGUUGAUCAAAUUGCGAUUGGAACACAGUCCGAAUUUAGAACACUCCAAGUUCAAAUCAGCAAACUCCAAAUUUGAUAUCCCUUUGCAUAUCGCCAUGGCUCGAUUAGUGCAAAUAUUACAAGGCACUCAAAUGACGUCGAGAACUGUUAGUGUAUGGACAUUCUUGCAUGUAUUGGAAAACAUAUUCAAUGCCAAAAUUUCCCGUUCUCAGCAUGAUGCCCAUGAAUUGACCCAAUUGAUAAAUGAAACUUUGGAAAAUGAAAAUUUGAAAUUGAAAAGCUUUUAUCGUUUCAUCUCCAAAAACUUGCACGUAAUUGUCAAUUUCCCUUCUCCGCAAGAUUAUUCUGAGCUUGAAAUGAUCCAGGUUCCGGAAUUCCCCUUUGAUGGGUUGAUUAUGAACCAAAUGAGGUGCUUGUCCUGUCAAUGUUAUUCCAAACCUAAUUUCGUCCCGUUUUUAAUCCUUACUUUAUCAACGCCGCAAACUCCUCAUGCUGAAUUGGAGAAAAUAUUGGAUGAGAAUGAAAAAGCAACAAUUGAAGGAUAUCAAUGUCUUAAAUGUCGUAUAAGUAGGAUUGUGGAACAUGAAGAUAACAUAAACCGGAAUAUAACUGACCCAGAAGAAAAGAAACAUUUGGCGACAAUCAGGGAGUUGAAUAAAGACCGUGAAUUUUGCAUUAACCAAGAUCUUCCUGAAGAUUUGGAAGACUAUAUCCGAAAGUAUUCUGUUCAAGGAGUGGAUGUUUCUGAAAUUACAUCCACCGUUUUCAAAAAAUCCCAAAUUUUGAAACCACCCAAGAUUUUCACCAUUCAUCUUUCGAGAUCUUCAUUUGAUGGCCAAAAUAUUACAAGAAACUCAUGUCGAGUAACUUUCAAUGAUCAUUUGACUUUAUCAAUAGGUAAGGAUUAUCACAAUAAGUUGAGACAGUUUCAACAAGAAACUGGUGAUGCCGAUGAGAGUCUGUACCGAGGAAGAAGAACAUGGUCGGUGUUAACCACUGAUAUAAAUGAUGUGGAGGAUGAAGACGUUCAACGAGAGGAUAUAGAUCUUCGGGGACCUUCCUCUGCAGAUGAUGUAAGUGAAGAGGUUGAAACUGAUGCCGAUAAAUCAGAAAUUACAGAUGAUUCACCAGUAGAAGGGGAUAGUGCUCUCGACAAUUCUUCGAUUGCUUCUGCUGAUUCGAUUUCACGAGACGGAACUCCGGUGUCGUUGCAGCAUAGUGAUAGUAACGAAGCUUCGCUUCAAAAGGCUACCUCUGGUAUCAGUGAAAAACAAAAGGAUGAUCUAAGAAUCCAUUUCCAGAAAUUCAAAUUCAAUGAGAAUGAUGUUUACAAGUACCGUUUGCGGGCUAUGAUAAGACAUUUUGGAUCUCACACUCAAGGUCAUUAUGAAUGUUAUAAACAUAAACCAUUGUUUGUCAAGGAUAAAGAGGGUAAUAUCUAUAAAUUGUCUCCUCAAAUUGAAGAUGAAACAACGGGUGAUAUUAUAUGUGAUGCAACUCCUAUGGUUGGAAGUGAUACACCAAUAGUUUCAGAUCUGGAACCUAAAGAUUCUAAAAUGAGGCGUAAAUUCUCGGUGGUGUCACGUCUUUCUACCAAUAGUACUGAUUUCAACGAGAGCGGGUACGACAGUGCCGAAGAAGGCAAACGUUCGAGAUUCUCGAGUUUUAUCGGGAGAACUCCCUCGGUGAUCCAAGCUGAUCCAGUGAGUGUGGAAGAGAUCAUACAAUCUGGAGUACAGACACCUUCGGAAAUGUAUGUGGAUGAUCCUGCUGUUCCUCAUCCUAAAGUGGAGGACAAAAGUAAUUUGUUCAAUGGAUAUGACCUUAAACAGUCAUUUAAUGGAAAGAAACAUAAAGAGAAUAAAAUCAAGGUGAAGAAGAUCAGUUCACUCAUAAAUAAUCCAUAUUGGAGAAUUAGUGAUGCUCGUAUCCAAGAAGUUUCUACCAGUUAUGUUUUAAGUGAGGUAACUACGGUUUACAUGUUGUUUUAUGAACGGGUUGACAAUAAACAAAUCAGACGUCAUAGUCAUGGGCACCACCAUCACCAUCACCAACAUGCACACAUCCACCUGCGUCUUAAUGAAGAACAGGAAUGA
Molecule: messenger RNA, 2550 nt
Organism: Spathaspora passalidarum NRRL Y-27907
Lineage: Eukaryota; Fungi; Ascomycota; Pichiomycetes; Serinales; Debaryomycetaceae
Product: putative ubiquitin-specific protease
Exons: 1
Coding region: 1-2550 (849 amino acids)
Biological process (GO): protein deubiquitination
Cellular component (GO): cytosol; nucleus
Molecular function (GO): cysteine-type deubiquitinase activity; cysteine-type endopeptidase activity
Source: RefSeq, a predicted model, not a curated record